Gambusia affinis (western mosquitofish) is the source of this 4345-nucleotide messenger RNA. It is a transcript of the gene ell, whose product is annotated as elongation factor RNA polymerase II. NCBI's taxonomy places the organism in Eukaryota, Metazoa, Chordata, Actinopteri, Cyprinodontiformes, Poeciliidae. Gene Ontology annotation, biological process: positive regulation of transcription elongation by RNA polymerase II; transcription elongation by RNA polymerase II; snRNA transcription by RNA polymerase II. Gene Ontology annotation, cellular component: transcription elongation factor complex. Bases 16 to 1968 code for a protein of 650 amino acids. Gene Ontology annotation, molecular function: cis-regulatory region sequence-specific DNA binding. The transcript is spliced from 12 exons. The record is from RefSeq and is a predicted model, not a curated record.
AUUCAAUGAAAAGCAAUGGGACUUCUCGGUUUACGACAGAGUGUGGGAACGGUGGGUAAGAUGGCGGCGCUGAAGGAGGAGCAGUGCUACGGACUGUCCUGUGGAAGAGUGAGCAACGGCAGUAAUGUCACCGUCUUUCACGUUAAACUUACUGACAGCGCGCUGAGGGCGCUUGAAGGCUUUCGGAGCAGCAAGGUCCUGUCACAACAGCCCUUGAUCAGAUUUAAUGGAAACCAAGGGAAGAUUUCAAUUCCACGGUCAGAAACUUCCAGCGAGUUGCAAACGUUUACUUUCGACCUGACCAAUGUGGGCAGAGAUAACCCCCAGGGCAGCUUCGACUGCAUCCAGCAGUACAUCACCAGUGAAGGGGAUAUUCAGCUGGAUUGUCUGGGCAGCAUCCAGGACAAGAUCACAGUGCGAGCCACUGACGACUCCUACCAAAAGGCCAGAGAAAGCAUGGCCCAGGCUGAGGAGACGACUCGCAGUAGGAGCGCUAUCGUCAUCAAGCCAGGGGGGAGAUAUGUAGGUAAGAAAGUCCAGAUCCGGAAACCGGCACCUGCACUUUCGGACGUGGCCCCGUCACGGAGGACGUCUCGGCCCGUCCUCAUCUCCAGCAGCACGCAGAAGAAAGCCACGACUCAGCACCGGCCUCUCCGUGAGCGCCUCGUACACCUGCUGGCCCUGAAACCUUACAAAAAACCCGAACUGAUUUUGAGGUUGCAGAAGGACGGCCUGUCACAGCUAGACAAAGAAUCCCUGGACAGCUACCUGCAACAAGUUGCCAAUCUGAAUGGGAAAGAAAAUACCUUCACAUUGAAGGAUUUUAUGUAUAAGGAAGUCCAGAAGGACUGGCCAGGAUACACGGAAGGAGACCAGCAGCUUCUCAAGAGAAUUUUGUUCAGAAAACAGGCCCAAACCAGCUCUGCACCCGUACCUGAGAGUCCCCCCAAAGAGCUGGGAUCCAGUUCUCCGUCUCAGAAACGACCAACUGUUGACUUCAUCGACCCUCUUGCCAACAAAAAGCCCAGAAUAUCACGCUUUGUCAGCAAGGCUGCAACAGUCCAAAUGAACGGCAAGCUCGGCUCUUCAUGCGGACGAGGAGACCUUGGUGGCGCGCUGUCCGGAGCGGCAGUGUCGACGUCUGAAAGCGGCAUGACGUCCGGCACGCAGCCGCUCCCGGUGCUGGACAUCCCCCGUCCUUUCGAGGCUUUAUCUGACGUCAGCAAUGACUCCAGCAACAACGGGCGGGACGGCGACUCUCAGGAAACGACGCUGUCCGAGAGGCUCAGUCAGCCGCCAUCGCUCUUGUCCGUGUCGACGGUGGCCUCCGCGCCCAGCAUAGGCACAUCGUCCUCUGGGCACACUGUGCUGGAGGGCCCGCGGGACAAUGGCCCUCCAGCAGUUAAUAACAAAUCAAGAAAGAAGUCAAAAAAGCAUAAAGACAAGGAGAAAAGCAAGGACAAGGGGAAAGGGAGGGCGAAGGAGAAAAAGAUCUGUCAGGAGCCUGCGUCUGAACCCAAAACAGCAUGUGAGAUGAGCCAGAAAAACUUCAAGAACAGUAUUGCAUUUAAAAGCACAGAUCUGAAUGGGAUGUGCAAAACUACCAGUAUUCCGUCAUCAUCACCUGAAGUGGCAGAUUAUUUAUUAAAGUACACAGUGAUCACCUCCCCAGAGCAGCGCCAGAGGUAUAAAAACGAUUUCAACGCAGAGUACAGCGAGUACCGGGGUCUGCAUGCUCGAAUAGAGGGCAUCACCCGGCAGUUCACUGUGCUCGACAACGAGCUGAAACAGCUUCAACAAGGCACAGACAAGUACAAGUCAAUCCACAAUCAAAUACUUCAAGAGUAUCAUAAGAUCAAAAAGACUAAUCCAAAUUAUAGCCAAGAGAAGAACCGCUGUGAAUAUCUACACAACAAACUGGCUCAUAUAAAGAAACUUAUCGCGGCGUACGAUCAUCAGCAACUUUAAACCUAGUCACCAGAGACCGUUUCCCUGGUGUCCCUGGAAAAGGGGCAGAUAAAGGGACAACUCUGGAUUCCUCUUCCACUAAAAAGAAAUGUCACAAAAGGACAAAUCCCAUGUGUUGGGGAGAGGCAGGACACAUGAUCUCUUUUUUCCUUAAUCUUUCCCUGUUUUUGUUUUUUUUUGUUUUUUGUUUUUUCCUUAAGGACGUGGGCCAGGUCUGAGCGUAGAUAAAAGUGGAUCCAUAAAUAUUGCUCUUCAGCAGCCUUCCCUGCCUUUAAUGUGCAACAGAGUGUUGACAGUUCAUUGUGAAAUAUUCCUACUUUCAUGGGAGAUUUUCCAAAUUAUCUUUCCUGCUUUUGAAACUGGAUGAAUUUGAACUGAGAUGAAAACUGCAGAUUGUACACCAAAUAUAUAUAUAUAUGACUAGGUCAUAUAUAUAAUGAGCUAGUCAUUAUAUGCAUAUAUAAUGACUAGCUCAUGAGUUUUCUCCACAUAAUUGUAUGCUCGCACAGCUGAAUCUUUUUAGUUUCCUAUUUAUUUUUUGUCAUUUAACUUUGUUGGUUGGGGGUGAAAUUAUUUUACACUCCUUUAAAAAGAAACAAAAACAAAUCUGUGCUCUCCUAUUUUGUCCUCAAAUCAUGAUUGUCUGCCAGUAUUUUACUAUUCAGAAGCUGCCUUUCCCUUCUAAUUGUCAGUGUUGGCAAUAGUAUUCUUUCUCUUUGUAGAGAUGCAGAAAUUAGUAUUUGAAUAAAAAAAAAAAAAAAAAGAAAUGCACAGAGUCGGACACUGGUUUUUGUGUUUGGCUUUUCUAAAAAUCAUGGAGAUGUCUUAACAGAGGGCGGGAAGAAGUUCUCAGUCACCCUUGGAAUGUAGAUUUGUUUUCUUGGAAGUUGUCUCUUCCCCGUCGUGUCGUUCUGCGGUGCUCCUUACAGCAGUGUUUCCUACGAAUCCACCUGUUGGCUCCUAAUUGGUACUCUUUCAGGCUUUUGUAGCAACAUACAAUUUAAAGUUGUUGGGGGUGGGGGGGGGGGGGGUAUUUUUCAGAUCAGAGCUCAUAUCUUUUAAACAUAUAUGAUCAUUGUUUGUGUUAAACGUUUACUGUAUCUAAAAAGAGAGAUAUCCUUUUAUUUAUUUACUUUUUUUUUGUCUGCUGUUCGACCCCUUUCUAGUCCCAUUAAGAUGACUGUUAAGACGAAGCCAUCGUUGUCCAUUGUCCCGAUCCUUCACGUCGAAAGACCCAAGUGUUUUUAUUUUUUAUGUUUUAUGUUUUGCCUUUUCAGAACGUGAUGUCAACAAUGAUUGGUUCCUGAAAAUGUCUCGCCCGAGCCCACUAAUGUCCUCGGAGAAGCCUCUCGGAGAAGCCUCUCGGAGAAGCGGCGGGGCGAGUCGUCUUCAGCCGCUGUAUUCAUUUCUUGUAUUGAUCUUUUUAUGUGAAUAUUACAAAUCGGCACUUUCUCUCUCCUGAUCUUGCUGUUACUGGAGUGGGAGGGGUUGUCCUAAAGACACUUUUUUUUUUUUGUGUCUCAGAAUGCAUGCUAAAUGAAUGUUACAAUGAGCAGUCUUUUAUCUUUACUUGGUUUAAAAAGAAAAAAGAAGGAACUGCCCAAGAACAUCAAAAUCCAAGCAAAGGCAUCGUCCAGCUGAAUUGGCGCAUAUUUGGUUGGCCAUGGCUCAGACCAGCAUGUAAACCAAAGCGCUUAUCAAGCGAAAUGGCACAAAGCGCUUUCACCAAAUGUUGGCAAAGAAGGAUCUUUCAGUAUUUUUAAUUUUUUUUACUUCCUGUUUCAUUUCUUAACUCUGUAUAAUUUCUAAUUCUGCGCAACAUGUCAAAAGGAAGUCAGAAAAUGCUCACUUUGAUUUUUUUGUUGUUGUUGUUAACACUACAUCAACUUUUAUCAAAACGGUGUUGGAUUGUGUGCCGCUGUAUCCGGGUUUUGGAUCCGAGACUUGAGCAGUCGACACUUCACUUUAACCCAGAACCACAGCUGUUUAGCAAGGAAUGCCUUUGUCCUCGUUGUUGCUGUUUGGUUUGUAGCGCAUCUCUGUUACGGCUCCAAAUCCAUUGUAGAUACGUUGAUGGAUGCGAGAUGUUUUGAGCCAGUGGAGAGCAAACUUGUCAGUGAAGACAUGCCAGCACAGUGCCACUGUUAUGAGCUGAUUGUGCCAAAAUGACCUGUUGUAUAGUUCUGUUUUUGAUUAUACACAUGCUGCUGUGAAAGCAAGGAGGGCUUUGAAGAUUAGUCAUGAAAUGUCACAGCUAAAAUCCAAAGUAUGCUUCUUCUACAUUUUUUUUUCCUUUUGAGAACCAUAAGGGACUGGGACUUAAAGUGAUUUUUGUUUCAAUAAAACUCUUUAACACCCUCAUGUGGGAAAAUCCGAA